AUGCUACGGAGACUAAAGACUUCGGAUGCCUCGCAGCAGUCGGUAGAUGAUGCGCAAAGUCCCGGCGAUCAGAGCAAUGACGACGGCCCAAUGUCGUCUCUGCAAAAGUAUCGCUCGCAGACAAUGAAGGACUAUGGUCUCAUGAUCGAGUACAAGCAUCUUCGUCAGCAUGUACCCAGCGGUAUUUACGUGCUGCCGAGCUUUGACCACUCGCGCAUCUGGUAUGGAGCCAUCUUUAUCCACGCCGGACUUUAUCGCAACGGCAUUUUCAAGUUUACUAUCUUCUUGCCCGAAAGCUACAAUGGACCAGGCACAUAUCCGCGUAUUGUAUUUAACACCAAUAUCUUUCAUCCAUAUGUGUACGAAGACACAAAGGAGCUAGAUUUAAAGCCUAAGUUUUUGGAGUGGGAUCCAGAACUGCACUAUAUGGUAGCAGUACUGACCUACCUCAAGGGAAUUUUUUACAUGAAAGACUUUCCCGAUAUUCUCCAGGUUGCAAACGGUGUCGCCCUAGAUAUGUUUAGGCAUGAUCCCGAAAAUUAUGUUAAUAAGGUGGAAGAAUGUGUUGACGAGUCCCUCACCAACGUGUAUAAUAACGAGCAAGGUUCUACAAUUCGUUUUACAAAGCACAACCCUGCUCAUGACAAUCUCCGGCAGGAGCUCUUCGCGCAGCUGGAUGCAUCCCUACCUGCAGUGCCACAAACACUUGAAGAGAAAAUGGCUACUCCACCUGCAUCUCGGUCGCUCUCCAUUGUGACAGCUGCAGUAGCGGAAAGUUCUGCCGGCCACGCCACUGCGGCUACCGCGGCAGACGAACCAAUGCCAGAUGUCUGA
This is a messenger RNA of Plasmopara halstedii, 834 nucleotides long. Its product is annotated as ubiquitin-conjugating enzyme subfamily protein. The coding region runs from base 1 to 834 and encodes 277 amino acids. Lineage: Eukaryota; Oomycota; Peronosporomycetes; Peronosporales; Peronosporaceae. The record is from RefSeq and is a predicted model, not a curated record. The transcript has 5 exons.